AUGUUUCAACCCCUGCAUUUGCCUCUCCUCCACGGGGUCACCACCACCACUGCCACCACCUCAACCUCACACCUCAGAGAAUACCGCAAAGGCAACUGGACCAUAGAAGAGACGCUAGUCCUCAUCACCGCCAAAAAACUCGACGACGAACGCCGAACCAAACCCAGCUCCGCCACAUACGACCCUACUCCGUCCUGUGGCCGACCCUCCGGCGAGCUCCGGUGGAAGUGGAUUGAGAACUAUUGCUGGAACAAUGGAUGUUUUCGGAGCCAGAACCAGUGCAAUGAUAAGUGGGAUAAUCUUCUCCGAGACUACAAGAAGGUUCUCGACUACGAGCUCCAAUCAUCACAAUCACAAUUGGACGGUUCUGAUCUUCUGCAAUCUUACUGGAUCAUUGACAAACAAGAACGAAAGAAUCGGAAUUUGCCCAGCAACAUGGCUUUUCAAGUCUAUCAAUCACUUAAAGAAGUAGUUCAAAAGAAAAACCCACAAAGACCUAUUACUCUCCAAGAAGCUACGGUAACUCCUCGUGUGGUACAGCCAGCACCACCACCAGAAGCUCCGCCUUCUGCGGUGGCUCAACCGGCAGUUUCAGCGUCAGACUCAUCCGAAACAGACAUGACCGGAAAGCUCGACUCUGAUACAAAACGCCGUCGAGUCCAAGACAUCGGAUCAAGCAUUGUACGUAGCGCUUCAGUAUUAGCUCGAACGCUUCGCAACAGUGAGGAGAAGAAAGAGAAGCGACACCGCGAUCUAAUGGAGCUCGAAGAACGCAGACUUCACAUCCAAGAAACACACAACGAAGUGAACCAGCAAGGAAUUGCCAGUCUCAUAGCAGCAGUAAACAACCUUUCGGGUGCCAUUAAGUCCCUCAUUUCGGACCAGCAAGACAGCAAAUGA
Messenger RNA from Ilex paraguariensis (yerba mate), 900 nucleotides. NCBI's taxonomy places the organism in Eukaryota, Viridiplantae, Streptophyta, Magnoliopsida, Aquifoliales, Aquifoliaceae. The record is from the annotation of a GenBank genome assembly.